CCGUUUGUACACUACAUACAUACACACACCUCUUUCUCAAAACACGCAGAGUGAGCCAGACAGAGAGAGAGAGAAACUGAAGAAUUCAAUUCUCUCUCUUCAUAACACUCCCUCAGUCUGCCUUACACUUCACGCCAAACGUCUGCUCCCUCUGCUUCUCUCUCUUUCUGUUGGUGGUAUUAUGUGUGAGGUUGAAGAACCCAGAGCUUAGCUCAUCUUGCUCUUCUGUUCAGUCCCCAUUUUCCUUUUCUUUCUUUUACGUCUCUCUUUUCUGGGUUUUUGCCAUUGGAGCUUUAGUUUGUGGAGGAUGGAGGAAAGGGUUGUCUUCUGCGUCGGACUAGCUUUGCUUCCGCUUUUCUUUCCCUUUGCUUCCCCACUCAACGAUGAAGGAAAAGCGUUGAUGUCAAUUAAGGCUUCAUUCAGUAAUGUAGCCAACGUGUUACUCGACUGGAACGAUGCCCAUGAUGAAGAUUUCUGUUCUUGGCGAGGAGUUUUCUGUGACAAUGUCACCCUCUCUGUGGCCUCCUUGAACCUGUCCAAUUUGAACCUGGGUGGAGAGAUUUCACCAGCCAUUGGAGAUUUGGGGAACUUACAAUCCAUAGACUUGCAGGGGAAUAAGCUUACUGGUCAAAUACCGGAUGAGAUUGGCAACUGUGCUUCUCUUAUGCAUUUGGAUUUAUCUGAUAAUUUCCUGUAUGGAGACGUACCUUUCUCCGUUUCCAAGCUUAAGAAGCUGGAGCUUUUGAAUUUGAAGAACAAUCAGUUGACUGGUCCUAUCCCUACAACUCUAACCCAAAUUCCGAACCUAAAAACUCUUGAUCUUGCUCGGAAUCAGCUUACUGGUGAGAUUCCUAGGCUAAUAUAUUGGAAUGAAGUGCUGCAGUACCUUGGAUUGCGUGGAAACUCUUUGACUGGAUCAUUGUCACCAGAUAUGUGUCAAUUGACGGGCUUGUGGUACUUUGAUGUUAGAGGCAAUAAUUUGACUGGCCCGAUCCCCGACAACAUUGGCAACUGUACAAGCUUUGAGAUCCUGGAUAUAUCAUAUAAUCAGAUAACAGGUGGAAUCCCAUAUAACAUUGGAUUUUUACAAGUAGCUACGCUGUCACUUCAAGGGAAUAGAUUGACGGGAAAAAUCCCUGAGGUGAUUGGUCUAAUGCAGGCCCUUGCUGUUCUGGAUUUGAGUGAGAAUGAACUGGUAGGGCCAAUCCCACCAAUACUUGGCAAUUUAUCCUACACAGGGAAACUAUAUCUCCAUGGCAACAAGUUGACUGGGCCAAUUCCUCCUGAGCUUGGCAAUAUGUCUAAACUUAGCUAUUUACAAUUGAAUGACAACAAAUUGCUCGGUACAAUUCCUGCUGAGCUUGGGAAGCUGCAGCAGUUGUUUGAGUUGAAUCUUGCCAACAAUGAACUGGAAGGUCCCAUUCCACAUGAAAUCAGUUUCUGCACGGCAUUGAAUCAAUUCAAUGUACAUGGGAACCACUUGACUGGGUCUAUCCCUAUGGCAUUCCGCAAUCUGCAGAGUUUAACUUAUCUGAAUUUGUCGUCAAACUAUUUUAGCGAUAGAAUAGCUAUUGAGUUGGGACGCAUCAUCAAUCUUGACACACUGGAUCUGUCUAGGAAUAAUUUUUCAGGCCCUGUUCCAGCUUCUGUUGGUGAUCUUGAGCACCUUCUCACCUUAAAUUUGAGUGAUAAUCAUCUUGAUGGUUCUUUGCCAGCAGAAUUUGGGAACCUUAGGAGUGUUCAAAUUAUUGACAUGUCUUUUAACAAUCUUUCUGGAAGUAUCCCAGCAGAAUUGGGUCAGUUGCAGAACCUUGUGGCAUUGAUACUUAAUAACAACAGCUUGCAUGGGAGGAUACCUGAUCAGCUGACCAAUUGUUUCAGUCUUGCCACCUUGAAUUUCUCAUACAACAAUUUAUCUGGUGUUAUACCUCCCAUGAGGAACUUUUCACGUUUUUCACCAGACAGCUUUAUUGGAAACCCAUUGUUGUGUGGCGACUGGUUGGGAUCAAUAUGCAGACCUUGUGCUGCAAAAUCCAGGGCUAUAUUCUCCAGAACAGCAGUUGUUUGUAUGACAUUGGGCUUGAUCACAGUAUUAUCCAUGGUAAUAGUUGCGGUUUACAAAUCCAACCAAGCAAAGCAGUUAGUCAUGGGAUCUAGCAAGAGUGGGCAAGGUCCUCCUACACUUGUAAUCCUUCACAUGGAUAUGGCCAUACACACCUUUGAUGAUAUAAUGAGAAUUACUGAGAAUCUCAAUGAGAAGUAUAUUAUAGGGUAUGGUGCUUCUAGCACAGUGUACAAGUGUGUACUGAAGAAUUCCCGACCAAUGGCAAUUAAGCGAAUCUACAAUCGGUAUCCAGACAACAUGCGGGAGUUUGAGACUGAACUUGAAACCAUUGGCAGUAUCAAGCAUAGAAAUCUUGUUAGCUUGCAUGGGUAUUCACUGUCACCACAUGGAAAUCUCCUGUUCUAUGACUAUAUGGAGAACGGAUCUCUGUGGGAUCUGCUUCAUGGACCGGCAAAGAAGGUUAAACUUGAUUGGGAAACAAGGUUGAAAAUAGCAGUUGGAGCUGCACAGGGACUUGCUUAUCUUCACCAUGAUUGUAACCCCCGAAUUAUUCACAGGGAUGUUAAAUCUUCUAACAUCUUGCUGGAUGAGAAUUUCGUGGCUCAUCUCUCUGAUUUUGGAAUUGCAAAAAGCAUCCCAGCUGCAAAGACCCACGCAUCAACUUAUGUUCUUGGAACAAUUGGCUACAUUGAUCCUGAAUAUGCUCGAACUUCUCGGCUCACUGAAAAAUCUGAUGUGUAUAGCUUUGGGGUUGUGCUUCUUGAGCUACUAACUGGGAAAAAGGCUGUGGACAAGGAAUCCAACUUGCAUCAAUUGAUAUUGUCGAAGGCAGAUACAAAUACAGUAAUGGAGACUCUUGACCCAGAGGUCUCUGUUACUUGCAUGGAUUUAUCUCAUGUCAGGAAGACCUUCCAACUUGCUCUGCUGUGCCUCAAGCGAAACCCUAUUGAGAGACCAUUCAUGCAUGAGGUUGCACGGGUUUUAGUCUCCCUCCUUCCUGCACCUCCCACAAAACAUUGUUCUGUUUCGAAGGGCAUUGACUAUGCUAAAUUUGCAGUUGACAAGGGACAACAGCAACCAAAAUUGCAGCAGCAGCAACAACCCCAACAGCAACAACACCAUCCUGUUCAGCAAGAGAGUAAUUCAUCUGAUGCUCAGUGGUUUGAACGGUUUGGUGAAGUUAUAUCUAAGAACACGCUUUGAAGUUUCUUGCCCCUUUUGUUUGCAACUCUUUGAAGUGGGAUAAGAAAAGUCCCAAUUUUGGUUCAGAUGGGUUAAGUGCCUUGCUCUAGCAGAUGAAUUCAAUAUAUAUAUAUAUAUAUAUGUCCUAACGAGACAGCUUUUGGAAGUUGUAACUGUCGCAUAGGUAACGAUGUCGUAUAAGAAGAUUGAAAAAUUGUAAUUUUAUAAUGACUUAUUUUGUUGAUGUGCUCAUAAUCAGACAAGGGAAAAGAAAAGAAACCAU
Molecule: messenger RNA, 3530 nt
Organism: Prunus persica (peach)
Lineage: Eukaryota; Viridiplantae; Streptophyta; Magnoliopsida; Rosales; Rosaceae
Product: LRR receptor-like serine/threonine-protein kinase ERL1
Exons: 27
Coding region: 308-3268 (986 amino acids)
Biological process (GO): protein phosphorylation
Molecular function (GO): ATP binding; receptor serine/threonine kinase binding; protein kinase activity
Source: RefSeq, a predicted model, not a curated record